AUGGGUCUCACCGCAGAAGUAGUACAGGACCAGGCAUCCUCAUCGCAGUCGAGCUCCUCCACAUUGGCAGCGCUGCCUGAGCUGCCCCUCUUCUGCGCGGCCAAGGAGCAUGCGCAGACUCGUCCCGACCACAUCGCCGUCGACGAUGCCACCAAGGGCCAACAGUUCACCUACCGCCAGCUGCUGGCCGAUACGGCCGCAUUGAAGCAGCGUCUGCUGGAGACCCUCACGCUCACGGAGACCGGGGAUAUGGCGGAGCGUCGGAUCGCGUUCCUGGUGCCUAAUGGCUAUGAUUACGUUGUGACACAAUGGGCCGUCUGGGCGGCGGGGGGUGUGUGCGUGCCACUUUGUACCUCCCACCCCGUGAAAGAGCUCCUGUACACGAUCGGGGACUCGGACCCCUCUUUGAUCAUUCUGCAUCCCACCUUUGCCGGAACCCAAGACGCUUUGCUGCAGGGGCUCAGCAGCAGUAGCAGCACGAUCCCGUUCAUGCACCUCACCCCAUUCCAACAGAAACCGGAGCCCGAACUCGCCUCGCUCGCCAUGCCCGCCUUCUUCCCUCGGCCGCCCGCACAAUGGGCCCUGACACGCCGGGCAUUGAUGAUCUACACCUCCGGCACGACCGCCAACCCGAAGGGGUGCGUGACCACGCACAAGAACAUCACGUUCCAGGCGCGCAGCCUGGUGGAGGCGUGGGAGUACACGCCGGCGGACCGGCUCAUCCACGUGCUGCCGCUGCACCACGUGCACGGGAUCAUCAACGGGCUGGCGGCAUCGCUGCUGGCGGGCGUGACGGUGGAGAUGCACCCCAAGUUCGACCCGGCGACGAUCUGGCGGCGGUGGGCCGAGGGCGGGUCGACGAUGUUCUUCGCCGUGCCGACCAUCUACUCGCGGCUGGUGGACGACUUCGAGGCCCGCCUGCGCGGCACCCCGCAGGAGGCGGCGGCGCGCGCGGGCGCCCAGGCCCUGCGGCUGGUGGUCAGCGGGUCCGCGGCGCUGCCGACGCCCAUCAAGAAGAAGUUCGCCGCGUGCACGGGCGGCCAGGUGCUGCUCGAGCGCUACGGCAUGACGGAGAUCGGCAUGGGCAUCAGCUGCGGCUUGCCGGUCGAGCAGCGCAUCGACGGCAGCGUCGGCUGGCCCCUGCCCGGGGUGCGGGCGCGGCUGACGGAGAAGGAGACCGGGCGGAUCAUCGAGGGCGUGGACGAGGACGGGAUGAUCGAGAUCAGCGGCGACAAUGUGUUCCGCGAGUACUGGCGGCGGCCCGAGGCCACCGCCAAGGAGUUCACGGAGGACGGGUGGUUCAAGACGGGUGAUGUGGCGCGCCGGGACGCGCAGGGCGCGUACUACAUCCAGGGCCGGGCGUCGGUGGAUCUGAUCAAAUCUGGCGGGUACAAGAUCUCGGCGCUGGAGGUGGAGCGGAAGAUGCUGGGGCUGGAUGCGAUUCAAGAAGUGGCCGUCGUGGGGCUGGCCGACGAGGAAUGGGGCCAGCGGGUGGCGGCGGUAGUGAAGCAACGAGCCGGGACCGAGCCGCUGGAACUGGGCAGUCUGCGCGCGCAGCUCAAGCAGGAGAUGGCGGCGUACAAGGUGCCGACGGUGCUGAAGCUGGUGGAUGCGAUUGAGCGCAAUGCCAUGGGCAAGGUGAACAAGAAGACGAUAGUGAAGAAGUAUUGGCCGGAGUUGGCUGGGUGAUUAGAUAGACUGAAGAUUAGAGUGAAAGCAUGUGCGGUUGGCGAUGCACAAAUAAAGAUACCUUGAUCAUGGAUGAUAUUCUUGUCCGGGUUCCUUCGACAGCCGUCAGCUUGACAGCAUCGAGUAC
Molecule: messenger RNA, 1816 nt
Organism: Aspergillus aculeatus ATCC 16872
Lineage: Eukaryota; Fungi; Ascomycota; Eurotiomycetes; Eurotiales; Aspergillaceae
Product: acyl-CoA synthetase
Exons: 4
Coding region: 1-1689 (562 amino acids)
Biological process (GO): fatty acid metabolic process
Molecular function (GO): medium-chain fatty acid-CoA ligase activity
Source: RefSeq, a predicted model, not a curated record